GAAACUCUCCGCUGUGGCCCCGUCCAUCUCUGCUCUUGCGGCCGUAAACCCUCCUGGCUGCCCCUGCUCGUCUCUCCCACUCCACCAAUUCCUCGAACACUCGCCGUCGCCGCCGUCUACAUUCCAUUUCGAUCCACCGCCACCACUCCCGCCGGCAGCAAUGGAGGAGUACCUGGCGAACAUGAAGACCCUCCGCUGCUACAUGAACGAUCUGGAAGAGGAGGCAGCGAAGCGGUCGGCGGACGAGCAGCGGCAGCGCACGGCCAUCGAUGCCCACGACAGCGACACUGCCUUAGUGAGGGCGCAGGCGAAGCAGGUGAGCGACGAGGCCGAACACCUUGCCAAGGCGAGGGCGCAGGUCUGUGUGGAGAUGGCCGAGAAGCAGGGCAGGAUCGCCGCACUGGAGAUGGAGUGCGCCACGCUGAAGCAGACAUUAGAGCUCCUCCAUCAGGAAAUCACAAGUACAACCACAAAACUUAGCGAGAAAAGAUUGUUUUACACAAAGACAGCGGAAACUUUGACUGUCAAACUGCAAGAGCAUCAGGAUUGGCUUGGUUCAAAUAAGAAUAAGAUGGUUGCAGUAGAACCAUUUGUUGAAGCACCUCCCAACACGCAAAACUUUGUUGAAGGGAACGGGUAUGGAAUGCUUAACUCAACAGGGAGCAUAGACAAGGAAUCUGAUGUUGGAAGCAAGCAGCUGGAGUUGGCUCAACUUAAGAUAGAUGAUAUCAAAGAAAAAAGAUCACGACUCCUCUUAGAAAUCAGCGAACAUAAGCAGAUCCUUGAGCAGGAUAGGAACAUAACCCGUAGCUUUCCUGCUGCAGUACAGCAGAUGGAUAUGAAGUCCUUGGAGGAGGAAUACAAAGCCCUACAAUGUGAUAAAGCUGGAGAAGUUGAGUACUUGCAGUCUCUUGAAGAACGAAUCAACGGAAUGAAGGGAGUUUCUGAUCCUAUCAAAUGCUGCUGCGGACUGGAGUACACGGUAGAACUAGGCGGUGAAACCAUGUGUGCGAGUUAAACUCAUAUGUAGAUGAUCACAGGUCCACUCUGUUCGCACUAUGUAUAUGCGUGUCUGUUGGUACAGCUUGAAAACUCCAUAUAGAGUUACUAAACGUGAUAAAUGGACAACUGAAAAGUAUACAGCGACAACUUAGUCUAUAACUCUAUAUUACAUCCGCUCCCAAAUAUAAAGCUUUUUUAGAAAGCUGAAUUAGUUUUUUCUGAAAAGGCUUAUACAGUAUUUCGGAAUGGAGGUAGUAGUACUUUGUGAAAGCGUGAUUUUUUUUGUGUGAAAGCGUGAUUUGUAAUGUAGGAAGUUGAACUCUUUGGGAGCUUCAGUAGAUCUCAUAGUACAUUCAUCAUUUGAACA
This is a messenger RNA of Lolium perenne, 1369 nucleotides long. RefSeq lists its product as uncharacterized. The record is from RefSeq and is a predicted model, not a curated record. NCBI's taxonomy places the organism in Eukaryota, Viridiplantae, Streptophyta, Magnoliopsida, Poales, Poaceae.